This is a messenger RNA of Lindgomyces ingoldianus, 2032 nucleotides long. RefSeq names its product FAD/NAD(P)-binding domain-containing protein. The transcript has a single exon. The record is from RefSeq and is a predicted model, not a curated record. Gene Ontology annotation, molecular function: oxidoreductase activity; flavin adenine dinucleotide binding. NCBI's taxonomy places the organism in Eukaryota, Fungi, Ascomycota, Dothideomycetes, Pleosporales, Lindgomycetaceae. The coding region runs from base 217 to 1923 and encodes 568 amino acids.
CCCAAAUUUAAAUAUCAUGCUGAAGGGUAAUUAUUCUCUCGUUAUCCAGUGAUACUUUCUCGUUAUCUCGCAAUUUUCUCCAGCAGACUUUAUCGUCGAAAAUUGCCAAACCAUCAUUUCAACCUUGACCUCUCAGUCAUAAGUUCCUACAGCAAAUAGCGACCACCCAAAAUUCCGCUCCUUGCCCGUAUCAAUUUUCCCCUCCCCGCCUUCAGCAUGGGCGACCAAUCCCCAUCCCCGCUCAACCUCGUCGUAGUUGGCGGCGUCGCAGGAGGCAUGUCCUUUGCAGCCCGUGCCCGGCGUCUCUCAGAAUCUGCGAGUAUCACCGUCUUCGAGAAAGGGCCCUUUGUUGGCUACGCAAACUGCGGUAUCCCCUAUGCACUCGGUGGCAUCAUUCAAUCGGACGAAGCCCUCAUUCUCCAAACACCAGACUCGAUUAAAGCACGAUACAAUGUCGAUAUUCGUCACAGCACUGAAGUCAUUGCCAUCGACAGAGAGAAUAAGACCGUAGAGUAUAAGACCCAAGGCCAGGAAGCUAAGAGUAUGAAGUAUGAUAAACUAAUCCUAGCCCAAGGCGCUGAUGCCUUCCGCCCUCCUAUUUCAGGCUCUAAUGCUCCAAAUGUCUUUACUUUGCAAACCAUACCGGACAUGACGGCUAUAAAAUCCUACGUAGCCGCACAUUGCUCUAAAUCUGUCGCCGUCAUUGGUGGUGGAUUCAUCGGUCUCGAAGCCGCGGAAUCACUCCAUGCAUUAGGGAUGAAGGUCUCGAUUGUCGAGUACAUGCCUCAUGUUUUUCCGCCUGUGGACCAGGAUAUCGCCGAGCCUAUACAUGCCGAGAUCCGCCGAAAUAACGUGGAUUUGCACCUCAAUGCUCGGGUCAAGGAAAUUGUGGCUCCGAUUGAAGCCGAAGGGACUGGGAAUGGGAGCAGUCACGUCCUCUUGGAGUCCGGAGAAAAGGUGCCUGGGGAUAUUAUCUUGCUUGUCGUGGGCGUGCGUCCGCGUAUCACGCUUGCAAAAACCGCAGGCCUUGAGAUAAGUCGAUUUGGCAUCGUUACGAAUGCACAGAUGCAGAGCACGACGGACCCAGAUAUCUACGCAGUAGGCGACAUGGCGGAAACAACCAAUAGCAUCACCUUAUUGCCACAAAACCUCGCUCUCGCAGGCCCAGCAAACCGGCAGGGCCGCCUCGCAGCCGACCAUAUCUUCGGUCGAGAUGUGAGCUACAGAGGGAAUGUGGGGACAUCUGUAUGCCAAAUCUUCGGCAUUAACGUCGGGCUCGUAGGGCCCUCUAUCACAUCCCUCCAUUCACAAAGCCCCAAUCUCGACCCCGAGUACGUAACCGUGCAUCCGCCAAACCACGCGGCAUACUAUCCCGGCGCCACACCCCUGACCCUCAAACUCGCGUUCAGUAAGCGCAAUGGGAACAUCCUCGGCGCGCAGAUCAUUGGCAAAGCAGGUGUCGACAAACGCAUUGACGUCCUAGCCACAGCCAUUCAAGCACGAAUGACUGUCUACGAUCUCGAGCACCUAGAACUCGCAUAUGCACCGCCAUUUGGCUCCGCAAAAGACCCCGUCAAUAUGGCCGGAUUCGUCGCCUCUAAUGUUCUGCGCGGCGACACCGAAAUCAUCCACCCCGAAGACUUGACCCCAGAGAUUUUGGACCAGUAUCAAGUCAUCGAUGUACGGAGUCCGGGGGAGUUUGCAAGAGGGUAUGUUAGGGGUGCGAAGCUGGCGCCUUUGAAUGAGUUGAGGGGACGAUUGGGGGAUUUGGAUAGAGAGAAGAAGGUGUUAGUGUAUUGCCAAGUGGGGUAUAGGGGGUAUUUGGGGUAUAGGAUUUUGAAGCAGGAGGGGUUUAAGGUGGUGAAUUUGGAUGGCGGGUUUAAGGCUGUGAGCCAGGGAGGUUUUGGGUUGUUGGUUGGGUAGGUUGGAGCCGAUGGACGGACAAAAGACUCGACAGCGAUGGAUUGGGAUGCUGGAUUGCAUAUGUAUGUCUAUCUGCCUCUGGGUCGACAUUAAUGAAGCGUGUGUAUCA